UCAAAAAAUAAAAGAAAUUUAAAAAACAAACAAAACAAUUUUCUUCUUCCAACUCAUUUCCCCCGCCACAGCUGCAAGUCCUGUGUCCUUCGCCAGCCCUUUAUCAGUCCCGUGUCUUUCCGACCGCCGUCGCCUUCAGUACCGUUUCCUAUCCGCCCUCUUCCGUCGCUACUGCCCGUGUUACGCCGUCGCUGCUACUCGCUGUUGCCGGUGGUUUGAUUUGAUUGGAUUUGGUUUAAAGAAACCAGAAUAUUGUGCCCAGAGCUUUAGCCUACGAACUGAGACUUAUAAUAUGACCCACUCCUGUUCCAUACUAUGGUAGUAAAGACGUUUAUUUUUUAACAGAAGAGGCAGUUUUCCUUCAAAUUUUCUAGCAUUUCUCUAAUUUUCUUUCCGCCCAAAAGUUGUUGGUUUUUGUUUUCUCGUUGUUCUGAAUUCCGAUAUUUUGCUUCUCAAUUUUAGAAGACUCUUGGUUUCAGGUACUUAAGGAAUUUUUUUAAAAUAAAUUUUACUUGAUAGAGUAUUAUUGUAGUUGUCUUUAACACCGUGUCUUCAAGCUGCUCGACGAAAUACCUAAACUAAGUACCAGUUGCUUGAUAAGGAAAAUUACCCGAUCAUAAAUGGAUAGCCACCGCCAGGAUAAAAUACAGAAAUUUGAAGAAUUUGUUGAUGGCCGCUUGAAACCUGGUCUUGUUCAAGCUAUUGCUCAAAGGGACAAGGUCUUUGAAGAACAAAAAGUAUUCUCGGACUUGCGAAGGAAUAUUGAGAAUUUAGAGAAAAAUAGUGUAACCAGUUUAAGGACGUUGGUUAAUAUUGGCUCUGAAGUCUACAUGCAAGCCGAUGUCCCAGAUACACAGCGCAUAUUUGUAGACAUCGGACUAGGAUUCCAUGUAGAAUUUACCUGGUCUGAAGCAUUGAAUUAUAUAUCAUUAAGAGAGGAAAAGAUAGCCAGGCAAAUAGAAGAGUACACUAACCAAAUUGCAUCAAUUAAAGCUCAGAUCAAGCUGGUUUGUGAAGGAAUUCGGGAGUUGCUCCAACUUCCAGCUGAGAAACCCUUACCAGAGCGGGUUUUUUAACAUUAAAAAAAUUAUAUGUACGCCACAACUACUUCGGUUAAUUCAAUAUCGGCAUUGUCCAUGAGAAGACAUGGUUGAUAAAAGGAAAUUCAACUACUUUAUGUAAAGUCCUAAGGAUAACAAUUUUUGUACAUCUUUAUUGUACACUCUGGAGGUCUUACUGCUGCCUUAUGCGGUUGCCUGUUCAUGGGCCGGGCUCAUAUGGGUUCAGGCAGCAUCCAAUCCAGUCUUAACUUUUUUACAUGGAAAUCCAAGCUUAGUCCGAGUCUGGUCCGUGUUUA
Molecule: messenger RNA, 1357 nt
Organism: Mercurialis annua (annual mercury)
Lineage: Eukaryota; Viridiplantae; Streptophyta; Magnoliopsida; Malpighiales; Euphorbiaceae
Exons: 7
Coding region: 621-1076 (151 amino acids)
Biological process (GO): positive regulation of transcription by RNA polymerase II
Cellular component (GO): chromatin; mediator complex
Molecular function (GO): transcription coregulator activity
Source: RefSeq, a predicted model, not a curated record